AUGAAUGCAAGCAAGAUGGAAGAGAAGAAAGCAAAGGGAGGCUAUGAACUUAGGCAAAGUCUUGCAUAUGAAGAUCCAUCCAUUCUUGCAACACAGACAAAAUUUACUGUCAAAGAAAUCAAAGCAUUGGACGAAUUAUUCAGGAAAUUGUGCAGCUCUGUGGUAGAUGAGGGGUUAAUUAGCAGUAAGGAAUUUCAACUUGGAUUGUUCAGGAACGGCAAUGAACAGCCUCUUUUUGCAGAUAGGAUUUUCAAUCUGUUAGAUUUUGGAGAGUUCAUCAGAUUUUUGAGCACAUUCCACCCAGACACUCCUCAAGUAGAUAAAGCCAUUUUUGCAUUUAAUUUAUACGACGUAUGGCAGACUGGCUUCACCAAAAGAGGAGAAGUCAAGGAGAUGAUUACAGAGCUGCUCAAAGAGUCGAGUUUGAUAAUUUCUGAUGACUUUGUGGAAGCUAUAUUGAUAAGGUUUGAGGAAGCAGAUUCUGGAAGAGAUAGGAAGAUCGACAUAGAAAAGUCCUUCCUUGUUGAAGAACAUGACAAUUCCACACUUGAAUGCUAUCUGCAACCAGUGUAG
Olea europaea var. sylvestris is the source of this 573-nucleotide messenger RNA. RefSeq names its product calcineurin B-like protein 4. Lineage: Eukaryota; Viridiplantae; Streptophyta; Magnoliopsida; Lamiales; Oleaceae. Bases 1 to 573 code for a protein of 190 amino acids. Gene Ontology annotation, molecular function: calcium ion binding; kinase binding. Gene Ontology annotation, biological process: calcium-mediated signaling. The transcript has 9 exons. The record is from RefSeq and is a predicted model, not a curated record.